This is a messenger RNA of Hibiscus syriacus, 417 nucleotides long. Its product is annotated as L-ascorbate peroxidase, cytosolic-like. Gene Ontology annotation, molecular function: peroxidase activity; heme binding. The transcript has a single exon. The record is from RefSeq and is a predicted model, not a curated record. NCBI's taxonomy places the organism in Eukaryota, Viridiplantae, Streptophyta, Magnoliopsida, Malvales, Malvaceae. Gene Ontology annotation, biological process: response to reactive oxygen species; hydrogen peroxide catabolic process; cellular response to oxidative stress. Bases 1 to 417 code for a protein of 138 amino acids.
AUGACGAAGUGUUACUCAACUGUGACCGAUGAAUGCCAGAAGGCAGUUGAAAAGGCUAAGAGGAAGCUCAGAGGUCUAAUCGUUGAGAAGAACUGUGCUCCGCUCAUGCUCCGUCUAGCGUGGCACUCAGCUAGGACUUUCGAUGUUAAGAUCAAGACCGGAGGUCCAUUCGGAACCAUGAAGCAGCCUGCUGAGCUUGCACACGGUGCUAACAACAACCUUGAUAUCGCCGUCAGACUUCUCGAGCCGAUUAAAGAGCAGUUCCCCAUCCUUUUCUACGCUGACUUCUAUCAGCUUGCUGGUGUUACCAAACUCUCCAGUCAGAUGCCUCUUCAAGAAUGUGGUCUUUCCAAUGCCUCCAUCGCCAACGAUGAUGAGCUUGAAGCUCGGAUAAUCAACAGUAUCUUGGUUAGGUAA